This is a messenger RNA of Bipolaris oryzae ATCC 44560, 1302 nucleotides long. RefSeq lists its product as uncharacterized. Gene Ontology annotation, molecular function: histone binding. Lineage: Eukaryota; Fungi; Ascomycota; Dothideomycetes; Pleosporales; Pleosporaceae. The record is from RefSeq and is a predicted model, not a curated record. Gene Ontology annotation, biological process: regulation of gene expression. Gene Ontology annotation, cellular component: nucleus; Rpd3L complex; cytoplasm. The transcript has 3 exons. Bases 1 to 1302 code for a protein of 433 amino acids.
AUGGACGAGACAAUGAGUGACGCCCACGACUCGCAUGAGAUGGACGACCAGGAGCAGGUCGAACAGAAGAUCAUCAACGAAGAGUACAAGAUAUGGAAGAAGAACUCUGUAUUUCUCUAUGACAUGCUGUACGGCCGCGCGCUCGAGUGGCCAACCCUCACCACCCAAUGGCUUCCCGACAAGAAGCCAGUCGAAGGCACAAACAUGAGCCAGCACCGCGUUAUCCUCGGCACCCACACCUCGAACCAAGCGCAAAACUACCUCCAGAUCGCCCACUGCGAGAUACCUGACUUUCGCGAGCCCGACCUGUCAGAGCUGAAUGAAGAGCGGGGAGAGAUUGGUGGACACGGCAAUGCCAAGCGGCCUUUCGACUUCAAGAUUGUACAAAAGAUCAACCACCCAGGCGAGGUCAACAAGGCGCGAUACCAGCCCCAAAACCCAGACAUAAUAGCAUCUCUAUGCGUAGACGGCAAAGUCCUUGUAUUCGACCGAACUAAACACCCCCUCCAACCCAAAGACGACUCAAUUAAGUUCGAAGCUGAGCUCGUCGGCCACAGCAAAGAAGGUUUCGGUCUAAGCUGGAGCCCCCUCAAAGAAGGCCACUUGGUAACCGGAAACGAAGACACCACAGUUAAGACCUGGGAUCUCAAAUCCGGCUUCUCAAAGAGCAACAAAACCCUCAGCCCCACGGCCACCUACACCGUCCAUAGCGCAACCGUAAACGACGUCCAAUACCACCCCAUCCACAACUUCCUCAUUGGCACCGCCUCGGACGACCUCACCUGGCAAAUCAUUGACACCCGCAUGGAGACCCACAAGAAAGCCCUCUACAGAAAAGAAGCCCACGAAGACGCCGUAAACUGCAUCUCCUUCCAUCCAGAAUUCGAAAGCACGUUUGCUACGGGCUCUGCGGACAAAACAGUCGGUAUCUGGGACUUGCGAAACUUUGACAAGAAGCUGCAUAGCCUUCAGAGCCACCGUUCCGACGUCAUCGGCCUCCAGUGGCACCCGCAGGACGCUGCUAUCCUCGCGAGUUCCAGCUACGAUCGCCGUAUUUGUCUCUGGGAUCUCAGCAAGAUUGGAUCUGAGCAGACGGAGGAAGAGGCCGAGGAUGGACCGCCUGAGCUAUUGUUCAUGCACGGCGGUUUCACAAACAGGAUCUGUGACUUUGAUUGGAAUAAGAAUGACCCUUGGCUUAUGAUGGGUGCGGCGGAGGAUAACCAGUUGCAGAUUUUCCGGCCCUCGAGGAAGCUUGUGGAGCCGCUGAAGAAGAGUGUGAAUCAUGGGGAGGUGUCGGAUUGA